Messenger RNA from Galendromus occidentalis (western predatory mite), 387 nucleotides. Its product is annotated as intraflagellar transport protein 25 homolog. Gene Ontology annotation, biological process: intraciliary transport. Lineage: Eukaryota; Metazoa; Arthropoda; Arachnida; Mesostigmata; Phytoseiidae. The record is from RefSeq and is a predicted model, not a curated record. Gene Ontology annotation, cellular component: intraciliary transport particle B; cilium. Bases 1 to 387 code for a protein of 128 amino acids. The transcript is spliced from 4 exons.
AUGGGUUUCGAGUACGAUGUGACCAUGGUUUCCAGCUACGAUACACUCUAUCCCUGUGAGAACAUCACAAACGGGAGCGGCGCCGGUUUCUGGACCACGACAGGAACUUAUCCCCAGUGCUUGGUGAUCACACUGAAAGAGACGACUCAUGUGAAGAGUCUGGAACUGUUUUCAUGCAACGUAAAAGGGCUCCGCAUUGAAGGCAGUGCGUCCGAAUCAGAGGCCCUGAAUUUCGAAGAAAUAACUCAACAAGAAAUUCCCCCGGGUAAUCUCCAGAAAACGACCGUCAGCGACAUAAAUGGCGAUUUCAAACACCUGAAAUUCGAUAUUCUCUCCGGUCAUGAACAUUUCGCCUCCAUCCACGAUCUCACCGUUAUGAACGGGUAA